GCUGUAGAUGACCUAUCCGGAAGUUCCGCUGGAUCUCGGGAGUUCCGAACAUCCAAAUUCCCUGUCCGCAACCAAUCAAAUCUUCCCUAGCUACACAACUGCGCCGGGGUGGCUUUGCGGGGUCUGGGGUUGAUUGUACGGCAUGUUCGAGAUCGUACCAUCAAAUGCCGUUAAAAGGCACCUCAAGCGUGAGGUGCGCAGUUCGGAAUGAACCAACAAUAUGUCUUUCGUGUCAAUUCCAACAUUGGCUCUGCUAAGCGCGCCGCUUGUAUACUUACUUCUACAAUUACAAAGGUGGCUCGAAGGUAGAGGAAAGCUCCCAUUGCCUCCAAAGCCGCCAGGCAUACCAUUCUUGGGUAACGCGAUUGAUGUCCUCAGAUCAACGAAGAGUAACUCACAGCAUCUUCUCUUCGGACAGUACGCACGCGACUAUGGCGAAAUCUUCCAUGUUCAGGUCGGACCGUUCACUCAAUACUUCAUCAACAGCGACGAAGCCGUCAAAGCCAUCUUUGACAAAGCAUCUGCGACCACCUCAGAGCGCCCGCGAUGGAUCGUCAGCAACGAGCAGAUAUGCGACCAGAAGAACGUCUUGCUGUUGAACGCAAGUCACCCACGAUGGAAACAUCAAAGAAAGGUCAUCUUGCAGGGCAUGACCAGCGUGCCACGUGCCGAUGCCGGCCUGGAGUACCUACAUUUUGAGACCGCAAAGUUCAUGAAACAGGUUGCGAACAACGACAAACUCGCUGGAGACAGCGUAGGUCUGUUCAACGAGAUCGGCCGGUAUACAUACAGCGCGUUCGCAAGCCAGGCCUUUGGCAUGGAUAUCGCAGACGCAAAGGACCCUGCGAUCGAGUACAUCUUCCGCAGCGGCUUGGAGCAGAUCCUUGGGACGUUGCCGGGCUCCCAUCUUGUAGACAUAUUACCGAUUCUUGACAAACUGCCUCUGUUCCUCAAGCCAUGGGAAAGGAAAGCAAGAGCACUCUUCCAAGACAAUAAAAAGUGGUGCGAUGAGCGCAUGCGCCGAGUCGAGAAGUCUAUCGAAGACGGCACAGUCAAUGACUCCUUCCUAGCUCGCGUGCUACAAGAUGAGAAGGGCAUGGGAUUCUACGACCGGUCCGAGGCCGCCUAUCUGGCCCUCAUGCUCAUCAUUGGCGCCGCAGACACUUCGAAGAUGUCAUCAUGGUCGUUCCUCGAGGCCAUGAUGCGCUUCCCCGAUGUUCAGGCCAAAGCGCUCGCUGAGAUCGAAGCUGUGGUCGGGGUCGCUGACCGCCUGCCAGUAUACGAAGAUCUCGACUCGAUCCCUUACGUCCGCUACCUGAUGAAGGAGCUCUGGCGCUGGCGUCCGCCUGUGGCACUCGGUCAUCCCCAUAUUACUACUGGAGAAUUGGCUUACAACGGCAUGCGUCUUCCUGCUGGAUCUCGCAUCCACAUGAACGCCUGGGCUAUCGGUCACGAUCCCGCCCGUCAUACCUGCCCAGAUCGCUUCUGGCCCGAACGCUACGAGGGUGACUUGACGACUAGUGAGCAAAGCAAGAACUCCGCCAAUGUCAAAGACCGCGACCACUUCGCGUUUGGAUCAGGAAGGCGCAUAUGUCCCGGGUACCACGUUGCUGAACGCUCGCUUGCGAUCGCGAUCAUGCGUCUCGUGUGGGCCUUUGAGGUUGUUCCGGCGCCGAAUGCUACAUUGCCACUCAACCCAAGGGACUAUCCUGGAGAGAUGCCUGGGAACCCUGGAGAGCAUAUGCCCAUCAUGCUGAAGGUUCGCAGUCAGGCCAAAAGAAAGGUCAUUGAUAAUGAGUACAUGAGAGCUGAGGCUGCACAUCCUGCGAUGGAGCCUUUGACGCAUGAUGGCUGGUCGUGGAAAUUCUGA
Messenger RNA from Paraphaeosphaeria sporulosa, 1870 nucleotides. Its product is annotated as cytochrome P450. The record is from RefSeq and is a predicted model, not a curated record. Lineage: Eukaryota; Fungi; Ascomycota; Dothideomycetes; Pleosporales; Didymosphaeriaceae. Gene Ontology annotation, molecular function: oxidoreductase activity, acting on paired donors, with incorporation or reduction of molecular oxygen; heme binding; iron ion binding. The transcript has a single exon. Bases 221 to 1870 code for a protein of 549 amino acids.